AAACCCUGAGAAAGCUUCUUUGUCGUCUUGUAAGCAGAGUAUCACACUUUUUUUCUCCGGCGGAACAAAAACAAAAUCUCCUCGAAAUUGAUUCUGAUCUCAAUUGAUUGAAGGAAGGAGGAACUAAUGUAUUCGCUUUCGAGGGUUCUCCGAAGGAGUCGGAGUUAUAACUUUGCAUCCACUACUACGUUUAGUGGCCCGGUUAGUAAAUUAGAAGUAUCAAGUUGUGGUGAUAAAGAAAGGGUCUUUAGAUCAACUGGAUUGAUUUGUAAUAAUAAAUCUCAAGGUUUAGUGAGACUCUAUUCCACAAGAGAUGUGUUUUCACGCUUCUUUGGCAUCCAUAAGCUUUCUUCUAUAGCUGAUGAUGCUAAAGAAGACAAAGGAGAUGAGGAUGUUGCUGUAAGGGAAGAGGAUUUGUCUGGAUCAGAGGAGGUGAUUCCUGUUUCUGGGGAUGUAACAGAGGGAGUUGUUGUUGAUGUUGAUUCUUUAUCCGAGUCUGAGCUUGGUAGUGGUGUUGAUGAUGCGUCUGAAAAUGAUCUUGGAAUUGAAGUGGAGCAUUCAGAUGAUGGGAAGAGAGCAAAAAAAAGAGUGAGCUCUGAGCUGUAUGAAUCUAUUGUUUCCUAUAAAUCUGUGAAACAUGUUCUUGAAAAAUGGGUCAAAGAAGGUAAAGAUUUGAGUCAAGCUGAGGUUUCUCAUGCUAUACACAAUCUGCGUAAGCGCAGAUCCUUUGCUAUGGGUUUGCAGCUGUGGGAGUGGUUGCGAGCUAAUAAGCAAUUUGAGUUCACAGAGGCAAAUUAUGCUUCUCAACUGGAUUUGGUGUCCAAAGUACAUGGUCUACAAAAAGCCGAAAACUUUUUGAAGGAUAUUCCUGAAUCUUUCAGGGGAGAAGUAGUUUACAGAACCCUGCUGGCUAAUUGUGUGCUUAAGCACCAUGUGAACAAAGCUGAAGAUCUUUUUAGCAAAAUGAGAGAACUAAAAUUUCCAACAAGCGUGUUUGCUUGCAACCAGUUGCUUCUCCUCUACAGUAUGCAUGAUAGGAAGAAGAUAGCUGAUGUUUUGUUACUCAUGGAGAAAGAAAACAUCAAGCCGAGUCGCGGUACUUAUCAGUUUUUAAUCAAUAGUAAAGGUUUAGCCGGGGACAUAACUGGAAUGGAGAAGAUCGUGGAGACAAUGAAAGAAGAAGGUAUUGAGCUAGAUCCAGAACUACAGUCUAGCCUUGCUAAGUACUACAUAAGAGCGGGGCGUAAAGAGCGAGCUCGAGAAGUUAUGAAGGAAAUAGAAGGGAAAGGCUUGAAACAAACUCCAUGGGUGUGCCGUUCAUUACUCCCUCUUUAUGCAGACAUAGGAGACACUGACAAUGUGAGAAGAUUGAGUAGGUUUGUUGAUGAAAAUCCAAGAUAUGAUAAUUGUAUUUCUGCCAUUAAAGCAUGGGGAAAGCUGAAGGAAAUAGAAGAAGCAGAGGCGGUGUUUGAGAGACUUGUGAAGAAGUACAACAUUUUCCCUAUGCUACCGUAUUUUGCCCUCAUGGAGAUAUACACAGAGAACAAGAUGCUAGCGAAAGGUAAAGAUCUGGUUAAAAGAAUGGGAAAUGCAGGAAUUAAGAUUGGCCCUUCGACAUGGCACGCGCUUGUGAAGCUCUACGUCAAAGCAGGAGAAGUUGGGAAAGCUGAACUGAUAUUAAAGAGAGCGACAAAGGAUAACAAGAUGAGACCUAUGUUCAUUUCCUACAUGGUGAUUCUUGAGGAGUACUCAAAAAGAGGGGAUGUUCAUAACGCGGAGAAGGUUUUCCUGAGGAUGAAAAGUGCAGGCUAUGCAGCUCAGCUUAUGCAGUAUGAAACCGUUCUCAUGGCUUAUAUAAACGCCAAAACUCCUGCAUAUGGGAUGAUUCAGAGGAUGAAGGCAGAUAAUGUGUUCCCUAAUAAGACUCUUGCUGCGAAACUGGCUCGUGGUAAUCCGUUUAGUAAGAGUCCAGUGUCUGUUUUACUUGACGAAUGAUCAUAAUCAUCUUGUGUAUUGAGAUGCUAAGUUUUUGUUCUGACUGCUGCUAUUACUAAGCUAGGAAAUAAGAAGAAACAGAGUAUUCUUUUUCAGUCAAAUCAAAUUUCUCACUUUUGAGUCUUUUUGUAGUCUCAUGUGGGUACAAGUGACAUGCUAAAAACACAAAAAGACUAUGAUAAAGCUGCAGCAAGUGUAUUUCAGGGGGAGGAAGAGUAUCUUUAGAUUUUGUUCAUCCGUACACAUGUUUCUAGUACAAUCUCAAUUCCAACUUGUAUCCCCGCAAAA
Camelina sativa (false flax) is the source of this 2283-nucleotide messenger RNA. RefSeq names its product pentatricopeptide repeat-containing protein At3g15590, mitochondrial. Gene Ontology annotation, cellular component: mitochondrion. Lineage: Eukaryota; Viridiplantae; Streptophyta; Magnoliopsida; Brassicales; Brassicaceae. The record is from RefSeq and is a predicted model, not a curated record. Gene Ontology annotation, molecular function: protein binding.